Molecule: messenger RNA, 3489 nt
Organism: Sebastes umbrosus (honeycomb rockfish)
Lineage: Eukaryota; Metazoa; Chordata; Actinopteri; Perciformes; Sebastidae
Product: soluble guanylate cyclase 88E-like
Exons: 18
Coding region: 669-2948 (759 amino acids)
Biological process (GO): response to oxygen levels; cGMP biosynthetic process; nitric oxide-cGMP-mediated signaling
Cellular component (GO): guanylate cyclase complex, soluble
Molecular function (GO): oxygen sensor activity; guanylate cyclase activity; heme binding
Source: RefSeq, a predicted model, not a curated record
AUUCUUUUCCUGGAAAUGUAUUAAAUAAAUUACCAACUAUUUGGUAAUAGGGGAAUAUAAUUAUAAUAAUAGUUAUUAAAUAGUGUCUAUAAUAAAGUAAGUUUCAAUACAUUUAUAGGUAAAUAUUGGGGUAAUUUGACAGUUAUUCUAAAGAAAUUUCAAAUAGGUUACUUGCUAAUUAUCACCUAAUUACCAUGAACCUGUAAAAUGAAGGACAAUAACAGGAUCAUGAAAAUGGGCCUUAUUCUCUGUGACUGGUGUCAUCUGUGUUUGAGAGGUGGCUCCUGCAGUGUGUUCAUGUCACAUGGAGAGAAGGAGCACCGCCACCAGGUGCUGACAGCUGACACCAGAACAAACAGAGGCCCACUCAGACUCGAGGGCUUGUUUUGUGAUUAGGGGCACCUUUAUCUGGCUAGCUAUAGUUUGAGGAAGUUCACAGGGAGUGUUGAGAGCAGGAGAGAAAACACAAAAGCUGCAAUAUUCACUGUGUGGCCUUUUUAUAGCUUCACGCUGAAAGCUAAAUGCAUUAAAAUUCAGCUCGCAGCAGUGAAAAGAGUCAUCACUCUGAACCUCUCUUAUUCGCUCACAGGUGCCUUUGGGAGGACCGUUGGAAGUCAAUCAGCUGGGGAGCUGUCUCGACAGUUUGAGCUCCGAUCCAGAGGGACGUAAUGUACGGGCUGCUGUGUGAGAGUCUUCACGACUUCAUCAAGGAGUCGUACGGAGAUGACGUGUGGAAGCUGGUCAGAGAGAGAGCAGAUGUCAGGUUGCACUCUUUUGUCACCCACCAGGUGUAUAGUGAGAGUGUGAUUCCCCGUAUUGCAAAGGCAGCCAGUGGAGUGACAGGCACACCCUACAAUGAGCUGAUGAACUCCUGGGGUGUCUACUUCCUGGGCUUUGUCGGGAAGUAUGGCUAUGACAGGAUCCUCAAGGUGCUGGGUCGUCAUGUACGUGACUUUGUCAACGGCCUGGAUAAUCUCCACGAGUACCUGCGCUUCAGCUAUCCCAAGGUGCAGCCUCCGACUUUCUUCUGCCAGGAGGAGUCAGCCUCUGGAGUCACCCUCCACUACAGGAGUAAACGUAAAGGCUACCUGCACUACGCCAUGGGUCAGCUGAGGCAGAUGGGGAAACAGUUCUACGACUGUGACAUCCAUGUGGAGAUUCUGUCUGAGCAGAUUGUGGGAGAUUACUCUCAUGUCACCAUGAGGCUGAACUUUGACAACUCAGCCUAUCGCUACAUCAUGAAGGAGGACGAGGAGGAGCAGGAGAUUUUGCCCAUCACCUCCGACUUCUUCUUUGAGGUCUUCCCCUUUAACAUCGUCUUCAGACAGGACAUGGUGGUGCAUAACGUUGGCUCAGGCUUGUCUACGGUCUUCCCCGAUCUGGAUGGGAAGAAGAUCACCGAUGCCUUCCUGCUGGCUCGCCCCCUAGUGGAGUUCACCUGGAGCAUGAUCAUCUCGCACCCCAACAACCUGUUUGAGAUCAUGUCCAAGGAGCCCGUGAAGAGAGAGAGGAACCUUCACAACCGAGUCCAGAAUCUUGACUAUGAAAAUGCCAAUCGCCUCGCUGACGUAGAUGUGGAGCUCAUGGCUUUCCAGUCCAUCAUUGGAGAUGAUUUCAAAGACGGUAACAGUGCUAAUGCGAUGGAGAGCUGGGGCGAUGGGAGCCGCUGCCUGAGACUAAAAGGACAAAUGAGAUACAUGCCAGAGUGGGAGUCCAUCAUCUUCCUGGGAACCCCUGUGAUGGAGAGUCUGGGUGCGAUGUUUAAGACCGGCCUGUACAUCAAUGACCUGAGCAUGCACGACUCCAGCAGAGACCUGGUGCUGGCGGGCACGCAGCAGUCAGAGGAGCUGAAGAGAGCUCUCAUACAGGAGCAAAAGAAGUCCAGUAAACUGGAGGAGAGCAUGAAGAUGUUGGACUAUGAGAUGAAGAAGACUGAUGACCUCCUGUACAGGAUGAUUCCCAAGCCUGUGGCUAAAAGGCUGCGCAAAGGAGAGCCGGCUGUGAACACUUGUGAGGUGUUCCCAGAUGUGACCAUUCUUUUCAGCGACGUCGUGGGAUUUACUCGCAUCUGCAGCCACAUCACUCCGAUGCAGGUGGUCUCCAUGCUCAACACCAUGUACACGCUGUUUGACACGCUCAGCGAGAAGCACCGCGUCUUCAAGGUGGAGACCAUCGGAGACGCCUACAUGGUGGUAGCCGGGGCUCCGGAGAAGACAAAGUAUCACGCUCACAACAUCUGUGACAUGGCCCUGGACAUGGUGCGCUCCAUAGAUCACCUGAAAGACCCCUCUAAUGGCAACCACAUACAGAUCCGUGUUGGGAUCCACUCUGGGAUGGUUGUGGCAGGUGUGGUGGGACAUAAGAUGCCACGGUACGGUCUGCACGGUGACACGGUCCACACCGCAUCGGCCAUGGAGAGCAACGGAAAGGAGAUGCACAUUCAGCUCAGCAGCGCCACCUACGAGCACCUGAAAGGAAGCCACUUCAUCUUUGAAAGGAGGGGCACCAUCACCAUCAAGGGGAAUGUUGAAAUCGAGACGUACUGGCUGAAAGGAAAGAGGGACAAAGACGGGAACGCUCAGGCGGCGUGUCCUCAGUUUGAGAGUCAGACCAUCAUCAAGGUCAACAUCUCCGGCCCCGAGGCCACAGGAGACAAGGAGAGACUGGGUUUCCCACCGGUGGCAGGGCGGGACGAGGAUGAUGUCCGCUCUCAUCGUAUCAAGAUGGUGAUUUCGGGUCAUUCUCUGGGGGAGUCGAUGGAGGAGUGCCGGGUGGAGGAGAUGUCUGUUCACAAGCCCCACUAUAAGGAUGCUUUGCAUGACGACCUCCACGACGCUCACCUGGAACUGGAGUCCCCCGAUCUCGAUGGCAGAGACUCCAUGAUGGAGUCCCGUGGCAGCUCCUGUGACUCCCACCUCUCCAAGAGCACCACGUGCUCCGUGUCUUGAACCAAACAGUAACCAAUAACUCAGUUGUAAUACUGUUUCUAAAGCGCUUUUUGUACAAUAUAUGUUAGACCAAAUGCCAGAUAGGAAUGCUAUUAUUUUGGCAUCCUUGUGGUGAUGUCAUGACAAUCUCUUAUGACGUAUUUUUUUGAACAUGGCCUAGUCUGUAAUGCUUGAGAUUUCUAGUGCGUAGUGUUAUGUUGCACAUUAAAAUCAUCAGUUAGCUCUGAUUAUACAGAAAUAAAUCACAGCUAUCAUUGUUAACUUAAAUCAGUUUGAGUGAGCAGACGCUUUUCCAAUUAAUACCUCACAUCAGUCACCUCAAAGUACGAAGCUAUAACUUUGCUGUAUAACAUGUUUUAAUACCAAUAAGUGUUCACUGCCACGCAGUUCAGCUGGACGUUGCAAGCUCAGUAAUUUCCUGUUUUGUUCUGCUGCACCUCGUAGAUUUGACAUCUUAUUUCAUCCUUGGGAGAAAUCCCUCUGUAUCUCUCCCCCGUCUCUCCCCUCUCCUCUCUCAUCCUGCACGUCUGGAUUCAUCGUU